Messenger RNA from Sitodiplosis mosellana (orange wheat blossom midge), 612 nucleotides. RefSeq lists its product as uncharacterized. Bases 1 to 156 code for a protein of 51 amino acids. The transcript has 2 exons. The record is from RefSeq and is a predicted model, not a curated record. Lineage: Eukaryota; Metazoa; Arthropoda; Insecta; Diptera; Cecidomyiidae.
AUGGUGUCAGUGAUAUUCGGCAAUAUUGACAAGUAUAAAGUACUACCCAAUUUAAGGUUGAGAAAAAAUCUUGGAUCACGCAAAGGUUCACGAACUGGUAACUCUGGCAAUUAUCUAGAGCUUCAAGUACUCACACAAAUACAGCACGUGCCUUGAAUCAAUCGUCCAAAUUGCGCUACCCCAUCGAUUCUAACAGUGCAUUUUAAUUCAAUUUCAUUAAUAAUCUUCUUGGCGGUAUUCGGGAAUAAAAGGAAAAUAAAAAUUCAACAAAAUGGUUCAAGGUGAAAAGUUUGGAAAUCACUUCGAUGCAUCAUGUAUCAGUUAUGGAAAAGACUCGCAAUCGAAGCGUGAUGGAUUUUUUGCGUUGCAAAAGCAGGUGGUGGCAUCAAAAUCGUCGUCAACAUCUUCAACAUCAUCGAGAAACAACCAAAAAUCGGAUAAGACAAACAAUUCAAAUUGGGGUCCAUUCAAAGAUCGGAAUGACUUCGUGAAUAUGCAUUUUUGUUAAUCACCUAAACCGAAAAUUUAUUUUAUGGACAAUUUUUGUAUUUGGAAAUGAUUAAAGAAAAAAUUCAUGAUUUAAAACAAAAUCAGUAUGAAAAAAAAAACAAA